Molecule: messenger RNA, 1059 nt
Organism: Lottia gigantea (owl limpet)
Lineage: Eukaryota; Metazoa; Mollusca; Gastropoda; Lottiidae
Exons: 4
Coding region: 1-1059 (352 amino acids)
Biological process (GO): protein dephosphorylation
Molecular function (GO): protein serine/threonine phosphatase activity; cation binding
Source: RefSeq, a predicted model, not a curated record
AUGACAUUAAUUGCGUCCACCAGCAGGUUUUUCCGUCUGUAUAUUUUGAGUCCAGAGGCUGUGAUAGUAUUUUUUAUUGUGCUACUAUUGUACAAUUCUCUUUCGCAUGUAAAACCAUUGUUUACUGUUCUUCAAAAAGCUAAAGUUAAAUUACAGUUGAAAUGGCGUGGACAGAUCGAUAAACAAGUAGACAAGCAAAAUGAAGUUGAAAAGGAAAGAGCAUCUUGGCAGCUAAGAAAGGAAAAUGUUGCUAUUUAUGCCAUCCAGGGUAGAAGACCACAUAUGGAAGAUAGAUUCAAUGUUGUAAAUGAUUUCGAACACACUAAUACAUCAAUAUAUGGAAUAUUUGAUGGACAUGGUGGAGAGUUUGCAGCCGAGUUUACAGAGAAAACCUUAUUUAAAUGUUUAAUGGUGAGAUUAUUAAAACUAACACUGGGAGAAGACAGUUCUAAUAAUGUCUCCAGUAUAAUUACAGAAGAAAUGUUAGAAGUAGAUAAAGAAUUGUUACAGUUGGCUAAAGCUAAUUUAGAAAUAUCCGGAACGACAGCUCUAGUUGCCUUAAUAAAAGAUGGGAUAUUGACGGUGGCUAAUGUUGGAGAUUCAAGGGGAGUAAUCUGUGAUAAAAAUGGUCAAAUGAUUCCAUUGUCUUUUGACCACAAACCUCAACAGUUAAAAGAAAGAAAAAGAAUCCGUCAAGCAGGUGGUUUUAUAAGUUUUAAUGGUGUAUGGAGAGUAGCUGGUGUUCUAGCUACAUCAAGAGCUUUAGGAGAUUAUCCUUUAAAGGACAAAAAUCUAGUAAUAGCAGAACCAGAUAUAUUAACCUUUGACCUUAGUGACCUUGAACCUCAAUUUAUGAUAUUAGCCACUGAUGGAUUAUGGGACUGUUUUAGUAGUGAAGAAGCUGUAGAAUAUAUAAAAGAAAGGUUGACAGAGCCACAUUUUGGAGCUAAAAGUCUAGUAUUGCAGGCCUAUUAUCGGGGUUCAGUUGAUAAUAUAACAGUCAUGGUGGUCAAUUUUAAACUCAAACAACUCUCUUCAUUUGGCAUGAGCGAUUGGUGA